CCCCAGCCUGACCCUACGCCUGGAUGGAGAAGACUGUUACCACGUAACAGUCCUCAAGUACUGCGGUGGCCCAUUCCCCCGCAGCCGGGAAGCGGAGUCAGGACGAGCUUGGCUUUCUCUGCGCGGUCUCUGGGCGUGUGCCCCCGCCGCAGCUCCGCCGAGCCUCCGAAUCCCCUGCAAAGGGGGGCGGGGAGCCGCGGCAAACAGCCCGCGUCUGCGGCUUCCUCCCCACGCCCGCGCCUCUUGCGCACAGCCGGGAAGACGCGCGCCGAGCCCAUCCACACGCCGUCGCGCGCCCGGGCUCCUUGCCCAGCCGAGAACAAUCAACCAUGACGACCGAAAUCUGGCUCAGAAUCAGAAUCCAAGCCGGAGCAGGAGGCUGAGCCAAGGAGGCGGCGGGUCCGCAGGGACUCACAGGGGCGCAGCCAGGGCCUGAGGAGCAGCGCCAGGCCCUGGAGCAGUUCGCGGCCGCAGCGGCUCACAGCACCCCCGUGAAGAAAGAGGUCACUGACAAGGAACGGGAAUUUGCUGCUGGAGUUCUAAAACAGCUCGAAUAUCAGCAAUUUGAAGACGAUAAACUUUCUCAGAAGUCAUUUAACAGUAAACUCUCUCGAUCUCCAUUAAAGAUUGUCAAAAAGCCUAAAAGCAUGCAGUGCAAAGUGAUACUUCUGGAUGGAUCAGAAUAUACCUGUGAUGUGGAGAAACGCUCCAGAGGCCAAGUGCUCUUUGAUAAAGUAUGUGAACAUCUGAACUUGUUAGAAAAAGACUACUUUGGGCUUACGUAUCGAGAUGCUGAAACCCAGAAGAAUUGGUUGGACCCUGCUAAGGAAAUUAAGAAACAGAUUCGAAGUGGUGCUUGGCACUUUUCAUUUAAUGUGAAAUUUUACCCACCAGACCCCGCCCAGCUAUCUGAAGAUAUCACCAGGUACUACCUCUGCUUACAAUUGCGAGAUGACAUUGUAUCCGGAAGGCUGCCCUGCUCCUUUGUCACUCUUGCCUUGUUGGGUUCCUACACGGUCCAGUCAGAACUCGGAGACUAUGACCCAGACGAAUGUGGGAGUGAUUACAUUAGUGAGUUCCGCUUUGCGCCCAAUCACACGAAAGAACUGGAAGAUAAAGUGAUUGAGCUGCACAAGAGCCACAGAGGAAUGACGCCAGCAGAAGCAGAGAUGCAUUUCUUGGAAAAUGCCAAAAAACUAUCCAUGUAUGGGGUAGAUUUACAUCAUGCCAAGGAUUCUGAAGGAGUAGAAAUUAUGUUAGGAGUUUGUGCAAGUGGUCUGUUGAUAUAUCGUGACCGACUGAGGAUAAACAGAUUUGCCUGGCCUAAGGUUCUAAAAAUUUCAUAUAAACGGAACAACUUUUACAUUAAGAUCCGCCCGGGAGAGUUUGAACAAUUUGAAAGUACCAUUGGCUUCAAGCUGCCAAACCAUCGAGCUGCCAAGCGUUUAUGGAAAGUAUGCGUUGAACACCAUACAUUUUUCAGACUAUUGAUGCCAGAAGCACCACCAAAGAAAUUUCUUACCUUGGGUUCCAAGUUUCGUUAUAGUGGCAGAACACAAGCCCAAACAAGAAGAGCCAGUGCGUUGAUAGAUCGCCCAGCCCCAUACUUUGAACGCUCGUCCAGCAAACGUUACACCAUGUCUCGCAGCUUGGAUGGAGCCUCAGUGAAUGAAAACCAUGAAAUAUACAUGAAGGAUUCUGUGUCUGCUGCAGAGGUUGGCACUGGCCAGUACGCCACAACAAAGGGCAUCUCUCAGACCAACUUGAUCACUACUGUGACUCCAGAGAAAAAGGCCGAGGAAGAGCGUGACGAGGAAGAAGACAGACGGAAAAAAGCAGAGGAAGCCACUGCUGUUGCAGCGAUACGGCACGAGGGAAAGUCACCUGGGCUUGGCACUGAUUCAUGCCCCCUGCCCCCCGCAUCAGACCAUUGUCCCCUGGCAUCUCCCACAGAGCUCCGUAGGAGGUGUAAGGAGAAUGACCACCAACCUCCAGGCUUCGAGCCACCUAAAGACACUGUGCACAUGCACGGAGAGCCCUCUGUGGACUCUGAGGGCAAAGGGAAGCCGUACCUAGGGGACCAAGAUGUCGCUUUUAGCUACAAACAGCAAACUGGCAAAGGGACCACCCUGUUCUCCUUCUCCUUGCAGCUCCCUGAGUCAUUCCCUUCUCUUCUAGAUGACGAUGGGUACCUCUCUUUUCCCAACCUGUCUGAAACCAACCUCCUCCCACAGAGCUUGCAGCAUUAUCUCCCUAUUCGCUCACCCUCCCUCGUGCCCUGUUUCCUCUUCAUCUUUUUCUUUCUGCUCUCCGCCUCCUUCUCAGUGCCAUAUGCCCUCACUCUCUCCUUCCCUCUGGCUAUGUGCCUCUGCUACCUGGAGCCCAAGGCGGCCUCCUUGAGUGCCUCACUAGACAAUGACCCGAGUGACAGUUCAGAGGAAGAGACCGACAGCGAGCGCACAGACACCGCAGCUGAUGGAGAAACCACCGCCACUGAGUCGGACCAGGAAGAAGAUGCAGAGCUCAAGGCACAGGAAUUAGAUAAAAAUCAAGAUGACCUCAUGAAACAUCAAACCAAUAUUAGUGAGCUGAAAAGAACCUUUUUAGAAACCUCCACAGACACUGCCAUCAUGAAUGAAUGGGAAAAGAGGCUUUCUACCUCCCCAGUACGCCUAGCCAGCAGGCAGGAGGAUGCGCCCAUGAUCGAACCGCUUGUACCUGAAGAGACCAAAGAAGAAACAGAGAUUUCUGAAAAAGUUAUAUUUUUGCAGCAAGGAAGCUCUCCAUUCCUUGAGUCUCAGCCAAGUGUGAUAAAGAAAAUGCGCGAAGGAGACUCUGCAGGCUCUAUGGUUACCUCUCAUCAAAUCAUUUCCCAGAAAACUGUCCCGUCAACCCUAGAGGGCACAGAGGAUUGGGUUAUUGUAGACAAAAUACCUACUGAGGUAGUUGAUGGUGAUUCGAGAAAGAUUGUGACUUACAAGGUCGUGACCGUGAGCAGUAGAGCUGGUGAUAUCCCUGCUGACAUGUUAAGAUCUAGUGCCAUUGAAAUGCAGAGUUUUGAUGACUUGGCCCGGGAAAUACAAUUUAAAGAAGAGAACAAACAGAAAAUAUACACUCUAGGAAGGUCCUAUGAUACUAUAUCUGGAAAAAUCGUUACUAUGACCGGAAAACCUAAAGAGGGGGAGAAGGGAAUGCAACCCUCUACUCUUGAAGCACUUCAGAAAACGGAGUCAGUGAAGACCGUCCCUGUCAUGAUGGAGUACGAGGUCCUAGAAGCCAUCACUGAUGAGAAAUCCAAGAGGGGACCUGAGAUCCACACUCCAAAGCGGAGACUGUCAGAAUCCCUGGCUCCCAUCAAGGAAGCGGAGUCUCGGCGGCAGAGUCCUGAGGAAGAAGACCUCAGGAAAGCUCAGAUGCUCGGAAGGGAUGCAGCUCUGCACAUGGGCCUGGAGAGCAUGCGGUUCAGCACAAGUGAGCAAGCACCAGAGGGUGAGGCCUUAAAAGUGGGACUCUUUGGGCCCAGAAGGAAGAGCCUGUCCGAAUGGAGGUACUCCCAGGAACCAGCCUUCACCGUCGCUACUGCUCAUUACCUUACCGAGUCAACCACGUCCCAAGUUGUGACUAAGCAAUCUUCUGGUGAAAAGCUCAUGGAUGGCUCUGAAAUCUUCAGUUUAUUAGAGUCUGCAAGAAAACCAACAGAAUUCAUAGGAGGGGUUACUUCUACUGCUCAAAGCUGGGUUCAGAAAAUGGAAACAAAGAUGGAGUCCAGCGGAGCAGAGACCGAAACAACCCAGCACCCCCAGCCACUUAGCACUGAGAAGGUUGUGCAGGAAACUGUGUUGGUGGAGGAAAGACAUGUGAUGAAUGUGCAUGCAAGUGGGGAUGCUUCUUACGCAGCUGGAGAUGACGUGGAUGCUGCAGCACAGGCAGCAUCUGCUGAUGCUUCUAGCAUUAAAGUGAAGGGCCCUGCUCUAACACACGGGGCUAAAGAGGAAAAAGGGAAGGUGACCGAAAAAGCUGUACUCGAACAGGAAGAGAUGGCCACUGCUUCCCAUGAGCCAGAGGAGGAGCAGAGUGUAGCAAUCCACAUUUCUGAAACUUUGGAGCAAAAACCUCAUUUUGAGUCAUCCAUUGUGAAGACAGAAACCAUCAGUUUUGACAGUGUUUCACCAGGAGGAGUAAAGCUAGACAUUUCUACCAAGGAGCUGCCAGUUGUUCACACAGAAACCAAAACCAUAACAUACGAAUCAUCAGAGGUUGAUCCUGGUGCUGAUUUGGAGCCGGGCGUGCUAAUGAGUGCACAGACGAUCACAUCCGAAACUACCAGUACCACAACUACCACCCACAUCACCAAAACUGUGAAAGGAGGCAUUUCGGAGACAAGAAUUGAGAAGCGAAUAGUCAUCACAGGCGAUGCGGACAUUGACCAUGACCAGGAAUAACUUAGCCUGCACAGGAAUCCGGUCAUGCAAACCAUUAGGAAAACCAGAGCCUAUAUGGAAUUCCCUCUUCUAACCCAACUGACUUGUACCUGCCGGUGGAAAUUUUCAGUCCAGGAGAACUGACCUUGACCAUUAAUAGACACUGGCAGAGAGAUCUUCCCAUAAUAAAGCAAUCCAAAUCAACAUCACUAAACUGAUAUUGCAUGAAGCAACGAUAAAAUUACAAAAGAGCAGCAUUUUUAAUUUCCACAAAGUGUCUAAGUUUUCAGCUACACCUGCACGUUCAUAACCAACAAUAUAAACCGUGAUCUCAUGUAACACAUAAACAAUCCAUAUGCCUUUCAUAGUUUAUUAUUAUUAAAGUCUAAAGAAAAUUGCAAUUUCUUAGGUGACAAAUCUUUUGUUUACAGAUAAAUGAAGAUUACCCUAAAAUGCUAGAAGCUGUCUAGGUCGGUGUGUCAGGUUUAUCCCAGAUUAGAUGUGCCAAUAUCCGAGUUUAUUCAGUACAACUUGAAUCUUGUACUUGUUCAUCUGGUUUUAUUACUCCUCACCCAUAAAACAGUAAUGACUCUCUGAUCCUCUGGAAAUAUUUAAUGCUUACGAUCCUGCUUUGUGUAUCUAAUUUAAUUCAUUAUAAGGUAGCACUGAUUUUAGCAUAUUAAUGUGAUUUCUUCCUUGUCGUCCGCUUUGGUCCGCAUUCAAUCUGGAAAGCUUCCCAAAGUUCCUUCACAAGUCCUAAAUAUGUAAAUUGUCAUUAUUUUGGAAAGAAGUGUGUAUUUUUGUUAGUUUACAAUAUUACGAGAUUUCACUCCAGAAAAACCUGUUGAGUUUCUAUUUUCUUCCUUUCUUCAUUUCUUCCUUAUAUUUUGAAAUUAAUUUUUCUUCUUUUACUUGGAAAGUGUUUUUUUCCAAAUCUGGUCCAUAUUUACAACCUAGUUCAGAGCCAAGCCUUAAACUGUACAGAAUUUCCACUGUAAUUAAACUAUUUAGUGUUUAGUUAUAAAUAGCCUUCAAAAAGAUAUAUUCUCCAUUACACUGUCUACUGCAUCACAGAGCCCAUGGUGAAUGUAUGUUUCUGCAUAGCGAAAUAAAAAUGGUAAAUGCGUUUAAAACUCUAA
Messenger RNA from Rhinolophus ferrumequinum (greater horseshoe bat), 5560 nucleotides. RefSeq names its product erythrocyte membrane protein band 4.1 like 3 (gene EPB41L3). Gene Ontology annotation, cellular component: plasma membrane; cytoskeleton. Gene Ontology annotation, biological process: cortical actin cytoskeleton organization. The transcript is spliced from 25 exons. NCBI's taxonomy places the organism in Eukaryota, Metazoa, Chordata, Mammalia, Chiroptera, Rhinolophidae. Bases 648 to 4442 code for a protein of 1264 amino acids. The record is from RefSeq and is a predicted model, not a curated record. Gene Ontology annotation, molecular function: structural molecule activity; actin binding.